AUGCGUUAUGGCUGGGUGUGGGCAACAGCUUUGCUAUUCGCCUGUCGAGUGGAAGCUGCGGCAGUUUUUGCUCAUUUCAUGGUAACCAACUCGGCCAACUACACCUCCGAUGACUGGACAAAAGACAUGGAGUUAGCGCAAGAUGCGCAUAUUGAUGCCUUUGCCUUGAACAUGGCGUACGGAGACCCAACAAAUACAGAAGCGCUCAAGGCUGCUUUCUCCGUGGCAGAUUCUGUCGGCUUCAAAUUGUUUUUUUCCUUCGAUUAUGCCGGCAACGGAGACUGGCCUAUGAUCGAUGUGAUUCACUUGAUCAACCAGUAUCGUGUCCACUCGUCAUAUUUCUUAUACCGGGGAAAAGCGCUUGUCUCUACAUUCGAGGGACCAGGCCGAGCCCAGGACUGGUCGACGAUCAAAGAUUCCACUGGGUGCUUCUUCAUUCCAAGUUGGUCUUCUCUUGGCGCUAAGCCUGCAGGCGGCGAAGACAUGAGUACCUAUAUUGAUGCAUCUUAUGUCCAGUACCUUGCUGGUAGACCCUUUAUAAUACCGGUUUCACCCUGGUUUUAUACCAACUUACCUGGCUACAAGAAAAACUGGAUGUGGCGAGGUGAUCAUCUUUGGCAUGACCGCUGGCAAGAGGUGCUAUACUUGCAACCCGAGUUUGUUCAAAUCAUUUCGUGGAACGACUACGGCGAGUCUCACUAUAUUGGACCCCUCUAUAAUAAGGCCAUAGAAGCAUUCAAAAUUGGCAAGGCUCCGUUCAAUUACGCGACUCAUAUGCCUCAUGAUGGCUGGCGCGCUACUCUGCCCUUUUGGAUUGAUCUCUACAAAACUGGGAAAGCGGAAGUGACUAAAGAGAGUCUUGUUACUUGGUACCGACUAUCGCCUGCUGCUGCUUGUGGUAGUGGAGGGACUAGUGGUAACACCGCAUUGCAGCUCCAGAUUGAGUUCUCUCCGGCACAAAUAGCCCAAGAUCGAGUCUUCUUCUCCGCUAUUCUGACGCGCUUUACUGAAGUUGUGGUCUCUAUUGGUGGGGUUGCCAAGCAAGCAGCAUGGUCAACCGUGCCUGAUGAUGACGUUGGUGCCUUCCAUGGAAGUGUUACCUUUGAUGGCCGGACUGGGCCAGUCGAGGUAUACCUGAUACGCGAUGGCUCAAUAUACCUAUCUAUUUCGGGCGAAGCAAUCUCUGAAACUUGCGAAAAUGGAAUUCAGAACUGGAAUGCCUGGGUGGGUAGUACAACGUCAGCUCAAGGCAAUGUCUUAGCAAAGACAAGUCUCUCUCUUACCAAACAAAAGUGUAUGGCAGGAACAGGCGCGAAUAACUUUUCGGGUCUUUGUCAGUUCGCCUGCAAGUAUGGAUACUGCUCUCUCGGAGCUUGCACAUGUACGAAGAUCGGACUCGGACAUCUAAAGCCAAACUCAACAGGUGUGAUAGGAUUUCCUGUUGCGGGAGAAGGUGCAAGCUACAGUGGACUCUGCAACUUCGAUUGCAAUCUCGGAUUCUGUCCUCCGUCGGCAUGCGGGACCGUGGAGGUUCCGCUCUCAACGCCAUCCGUGUCCCCAUUCCUACCCCCAGCGUGUACCUCUGGAACCGGCAUAGGAAAUCUCGCCGGACUUUGUGAUUUUGGCUGCGCACAUGGUUUCUGCCCCAUCAAUGCUUGUACAUGUACGGGGCAAGGUGCUUUGAAUGUUUUGAGCCCAACAGUCGACGUCACUGGCCAGGCUGCACCAGGGCAAGAUCCAGUGAUAUACGGCCCCCUGUGUGCAUACACUUGUCAGAGAGGAUACUGUCCUGACGGGGCCUGUGUCUCGCAUAGUGGAAGCUCAACCGGGUCGGAUUCAGGUCCCGGCCGUGAUGGCAAUGGUGCUAUAGGGGAUAUUUUCGUCCCUGAAUCCAUUGCGGAUCCCAACUCCAGUCCAAACAUUGUGACAGGCAAGGCCCCAAUAAACAUCAUUGUUGGCCCGACCAUAUUGCCAACACCGACUGUGUUUGUCAUUGGCCCCGUGGUUAUUCCUAUUGAGGUGGUGAAGACAGUCACAACGACGGUGACAGUGUCUGGACAGACUUCUGUGACUUCUUCACUGAGUCGGACCGUCCAAAGCACCACACUCGCUGUUCCCGAUCAUACAGCACAUGAGAUUCCUUGGUGGAACUGGAAUAUCACAGACCCUGGCAUCACACGAACCUCCACAACACUGUUUCCCAGCAUCUCGAUCGGACCAAUUCCGUUUGGCGAUCAUCGCACUUUCUACCCUCCGCCUUGGCCUUGGUCAAACACUUCGUUGUCGCUGAGGGUCCCGACUCCCACAAUCACGUUCAUCCAGGGCGAUCCUCCUGGUCCUACGUGCACAUCUGGAUGCGGAAAAAAGUGUACCUCUUUCUGCAACAAGCCGUGUCUGCUUAACUGUGAUGAGCCCGAGCAGACCGACAGUUGGACGGACCCAGCAGACCCUGAUCCACCAACUGGGCACACUAAACAAGCUGUACCGGUUCUGAUUGUGACACUGAACAUCAUGUUUGCCUCGGCCCAAACUGUCGGCAGACUGGAUGUGCCGGUAGUGGCUGCGACGACGACGGGACAUACACACUGUGCGACAAAAACGGCCUGCGACGGACAAGACACUGUGGUCACGAAGACAGCUGGUGCUCCGGAGUGCUCGGUCGACUCGGCUUACUGGAGCUCCAUGUCCAAGGAUGCCGAAAGCUAUGAUACGACUAUCAACGGCAAAGCAAUGCCAAAAGUCUAUGUUCCGAUAGAUCGGCCGGGCUACGAUGGAUCGAAGUUUACCCUCACGGAGUUUGGAUUCGCUGACGCCGCGACAACUUCGUCCGACCAAACAGAGACCACCGCAUCCACAACGACCACAAUGAUCCAUGUGAAGCCAACUUCCCAGCCUACGGACAGCGGGAGAAUAGCGACCUUCUUUUUGACGGUAUUUGAGUCGAGCGUGUCGUGGAUAUACCAAUGGGACAUCCUUGACCAUAUGGCGGGUCAGUCCUAUGACCCAUGCAAAACAAAGUCAAAUUUUGUGGCGACUGCGAACACUGUUCCUCCUGGACCCGACUUUCCCAGCGAGGAUCUCGGACCCUUCCAGUCGCAU
Messenger RNA from Penicillium diatomitis, 3099 nucleotides. Its product is annotated as glycoside hydrolase family 71 protein. The transcript has 5 exons. Gene Ontology annotation, molecular function: glucan endo-1,3-alpha-glucosidase activity. Lineage: Eukaryota; Fungi; Ascomycota; Eurotiomycetes; Eurotiales; Aspergillaceae. The record is from RefSeq and is a predicted model, not a curated record. The annotation marks the transcript as partial. Gene Ontology annotation, biological process: mating projection tip cell wall disassembly.